ACAUUUCAAACAAAGUGAAAGUGAAAUUAGAAGAAAUCCUGCAUCAGAGCAGCGGAUUUUCCUCCUCACUGAUCUCUCUUAUAACAACAUGGACGGGUCAAACAGAAGAAUUGUCAUCUUGGGAAAAACUGGAGUUGGAAAAAGCAGCCUGGCUAACACCAUAUUUGGAGAGGAACAGUUCGAGAUCGAUGAUUCUUUCAAUUCUGGAACAAGAAAAUGUCAAGCAGAGACCAGAUCUGUCAAUGGAAGAAGCAUCACUUUGAUCGACACUCCUGGUUUCUUUGACACUGAUAGAUCUGAGGAGGAGCUGAAGUCUGAGAUAGUGCGCUGUAUCGUAAAGUCCGCUCCUGGUCCUCAUGCUUUUCUCAUUUUGCUUAAAUUAGAGAAAGUCACAGAGCAUGAGCAGGCUGUCAUCAACAAAAUAAUCGAAUACUUUUCUGAAGAAGCUUUCAAAUAUGCAAUAGUUCUCUUUACUCAUGGUGACCAGCUCCGUAAAGGACAGAAAAUUGAGGAUCAUGUCCAGAAGAAUGAGUACAUGAGUGAGCUGGUGAAGAAGUGCGGAGGCCGUUGCCACGUCAUUGAUAAUAACUACUGGAACGAAAACCCAAAGGAUGAAUACAGGAGCAACCGGUUCCAGGUGGAGGAGCUACUUAACACAAUAGAAAAGAUAGUGAUGGAAAACAAUGGAAACUGCUACACCAAUGAGAUGCUACAAGCAGUGGAGGAACAAAUACAACAGGAGGAGAAGCAGAUUAGACUGGAAUCAGAAAACAUGUCAGAGGAAGAGAUCAGAAAGCUGGCUGAGAAUAAAACAGUCAGGGAGGUUUUGGCCAAAUAUGUAGGUAUUGGAACAGGUGCGUUGUUAGGAGCUUUUUUGGGUAUGCCACUGGGUGUAUUGGGAUUGGUUUCAGGAGCAGUGAUGGGAGGUGUUCGAGCAUAUCAAGUACACAGCAAAGAGGGCAGUAGUUUCUGUCAAGAAUAGAGCACAAUUAAGGUUAGAUGCUAUAAUGGGCAGUCCAAAGUCAAAACAGUGUUAAAACCUGUCAUGAACCGUGACUCCUGAACAAGGGGGAGAAACUUUAACCAUUGAGAUGAUUGUAUUUAUUCACAUGUAAUGCGCUUUUUGCAAUUGUGUAAGCUAACCAGAAAAUAUAACUUAAUGUAUGUACAGGCCUUCUUAUGCUGUAGCAAUAAUAGUUGUAAGUGUUGUAUGCAUCUCUGUGGGCAUGUGUCUAUGUAUAUGACUUACAGAUUCUCAUACCUGUAAAUACUGCUGCUCAGUAUCUCUAUGCUAUAGACUUACAUUUGUGUGUCUCUCUAGUUAUUUUGUUCCUUGUUUGUGAAACGAACAGAAUACUGGUAAUAAAUAAAUAAUUGGAAAAGAA
This is a messenger RNA of Micropterus salmoides (largemouth bass), 1385 nucleotides long. Its product is annotated as GTPase IMAP family member 7-like. The record is from RefSeq and is a predicted model, not a curated record. The coding region runs from base 89 to 982 and encodes 297 amino acids. NCBI's taxonomy places the organism in Eukaryota, Metazoa, Chordata, Actinopteri, Centrarchiformes, Centrarchidae. The transcript is spliced from 2 exons. Gene Ontology annotation, molecular function: GTP binding.